Solea senegalensis (Senegalese sole) is the source of this 2081-nucleotide messenger RNA. RefSeq names its product ankyrin repeat and SOCS box containing 15a (gene asb15a). Gene Ontology annotation, molecular function: protein binding. The coding region runs from base 91 to 1782 and encodes 563 amino acids. Gene Ontology annotation, biological process: intracellular signal transduction. The transcript is spliced from 10 exons. NCBI's taxonomy places the organism in Eukaryota, Metazoa, Chordata, Actinopteri, Pleuronectiformes, Soleidae. The record is from RefSeq and is a predicted model, not a curated record.
GAGGCAGUGCAGCCAUGACACAAACACUUUGCAGCCGUUGUUGCUUUUUCUUCUUCCUCUGACCUCAACUCUGACACAUUUAUCAGAGGGAUGGAUGCAGCCGAGGACACAGACGAAGAUGACCUUCUGGCCUACGACCUGCAGAUGAUCAUUCAGGAGUCAUGUCAGAGAGAGCACAUGACAGAAUCAGGCAGGAUUGAAGUGGUGAAACUUGUGAGCGCCAUUGAGCGAGGUGACUUACCGGCUCUGAAGGAGCUCUGUGAUUUCCCAGCAGCCUUCAGUCAGGUGGACGAUCAGGGCUGGUAUCCUCUGCACAGAGCAGUUGUUCAACCUCUGGUGUCUGUUCUGGAGACGGUGCUGUACGCGUCAUUCCGUCUGACUCUGGAGGAGAAAACUGCGGAGGGCGAGACAUUCCUGACUUUAGCAGUGAAAUCCAGUUUUCUGGAAAAUGUGACAAUGCUUCUGGAGCAUGGAGCCUCUCCUCACACCACCAACAGCAAGAAUGAGUCUCCUCUGCUUUUAGCAGUCGGAGUCAGAUCUUAUGAGAUGGUUUCCUGUCUGAUCGCUGGAGGAGCUCGCGUGGAGCAGGUGUGUUUAAAGAAGUGGACGGCCAUGCACGAGGCGUCCAGGUCAGGCUGCGUCCACAUCAUGGAGCUCCUGCUGCAGAACGGAGGACAGGUUUCAGAGACAGACCAGUAUGGAGUGACCCCUCUGGGCAUCGCUGCAGAAUAUAGUCACCCUGAAGUCCUGGAGCUCCUCAUCAAACAUGGUGCUGAUGUAAACGCUCAGGCGCCUAAUGGCGACAGCGUCCUGUACGAUGCCGCAGGUUCAGGGAAUCCGGACUGUAUCGACAUCCUGCUGCAGCACGGAGCAAAUCCCAACAUCUUCAAUUUGAGCUCCCAGCUGCCCAUUCACAGAGCAGCGUACGAAGGACACCUCCUAGCUCUGAGGAUCUUGAUUCCGAUCACCACGCGGCGUGCCCUGCGGUUGUGCGGACACAGCCCCGUCCACUCUGCUGCUGAUGGAGGCCACGCCAACUGCCUGGAGCUGCUGCUGCAGAAAGGUUUUGACGUCAACGCGCUGUUGGCCCCUCACAUCUCCGAAAACUAUGGCGACAUGAGGAGAACCCCGUUGUUCUUCACCAUCUCCAACGGGGACAGGACCUGUACCGAGAUACUGCUGAAGUCGGGGGCCGAACCUGACCUGGACCUACUGCGCUGCCUCCUGGUGGCGGUUCGGUCGGGACGUUACGAGAUCGUGAAGCUGCUGAUCGCGGCAAAGGCGGACGUGAAUUGUUACUUUACGGUGGUGAAUGACACGGUGUUUCCCACGGCGCUGCAGUACUGCCUGAAAGAUGAGGUGAUGAUGAGGCUGCUGCUCAACAACGGCUAUGACGCAGAGAAAUGCUUCUGCUAUAACCAUGACGACGGCUGGGAUGAGGACUCACAGCAUCAGCAGCAAAAAGUUGCUUUCUGUGACUUCGUCAGCCUCUCCUGUCUGGCGAACGUCGUGGGCAGAGUCGUGUUCGUCCUCCUCGAAUACGUCGGUCAGGUUUCUCUCUGCGGGAAACUGACAAAGACCCUGGAGACACAGAGAGAGUGGCCUUUCAUUCACUGGACCAUACGAAACCCUCGCUCGCUGUCUCACCUGAGUAGAGUUGUGAUUCGGAAACACCUGAGCUGCAGUGACCUGACGCGCAGCCAGCUGCCCACCAGGCUGAAGGACUACCUGCUGUUCAGAGAGAACGACCUGUACUCCAGAAUCAUCUGCAGGGAAGAGUGAAGGGGACGUGGACAUGUCUCUCAUCAAAAGUCUUAAAAGUUAGUGUUAAAGUCUUUUUUUUACUUCUUUGGUUCAUGUACCUCUGCCUGUACUUAAAAGAAAAAAAAUAUACAAAGAUUUUUUUUUUCUACUUUAAAACAUUAUAGAGUGCAAACACUGUGAGAAAUAUUUUACUUUUACCAUUAAUUGGGUCCAACACCUUUAGCAGUUUGAUGGAAUAAACAGGCCCUGGUUUGUACUGUGUGUCUGUCAAUGAAUGAAUGAAUAAAAGAGACAUGAAUAAAAAUCCAGAGUUAGUU